AUGACCAGCAGGCAACUCAGGGCAUUGGGGAAGGGAGUGGAGGGGACCCAGGGCAAGAGGAGCCAGAGGGACCAGGCUGGUGCUGGGUCCUUCUCUUGGGAGGGGGUGGGGUCUAGAGAAAGGUGGAGUAGAGGUAACCAGAAAAGCCAUAAGGAACAGAGGGAAAAUGGGGCCAGAGUGGGGGCCCACAGACGAGAGGUCAGGAGUGGUCAGCCUGGUCCUGGGCUGUUGACUGACUCAGGACCUGGGUCCCCACCCUCAGGGUUGGCUGGCGGCUCUGCGCAGUCCCAGAGGGCCCCUGAUAGGGUACUCUGCCACUCCGAACAGCAGCAAGGGCUGCCGAGAGCAGCAAGGGGCUCUGUCCCCGACCACCACUGCCACUGUGGAGCUGGGAGGGCUGACUGGCCAGAUCUCCCAGAGCUGGACGUGUGCGUGGAGGAGGCCGAGAGUGAGGCGCUGUGGACGUGGACUGGCCUCUGCAUCUUCGCCACACUCUUCCUGCUCAGUGUGAGCUACAGUGCUGCCAUCACACUCCUCAUGGUGCAGCGGUUCCUCUCAGCCACGCGGCAGGGGAGGCCCCAGACCUCCCUUGACUACACCAACAUCCUCCAGCCCCACGCCUAGGCCACGGGCCACUCGCGCUCCACCAGGCCUAGCUGCUUCUCUGCCGGCACCUGAGCCUCCCUCGGGCUGUGCCCUGCCCUGGGUGGGAAAAGGGAAGCAGACAAGAAAAGGGGGCGCAAGGUCACUACUGUGGGCUGAUGGCCAGUGAAUCUGAGCCCAGAGGGGCCCGCUCAGCCUGCAAGGUUAAAGGUGCCGACAGAACCACCAGUCGCAGCCCCCACCCCAAAACAGUGUCUGUCCCUUCAACGGAGUCAUCGAGAAGGGGGUGGCUGCUGGCCGUUCUGAGCUCAUCCCAGGCCCCUGGGUCUCAGGGUCACUCCCAUUCUGACUGUACAAUCACCAAAAGCCAAGGAGGGCCCAGCACCCAGCCCAGGACACAGCUGAGUCUGCGUCCAGCCCAACGCCAGCCCACGGCCUCACUCCCCAGCCUUGGUCUGACCCUUCUACCCCUGAGGUCCAAGUGCCUGGCAUCCCGUCCCCCAGGCCUCACCCACCCUCUUUCCCUUCACCCACCCCUCCAUCCAUCCGCAGCCCCCAUCCCUGCAGCGUGAAGGAACAGGGAAGCUCUCUGAGGCCAGGCCACAGGACUGCUGGGGACUUCGGGCCCCUGGAGUGGGUAGAGGGGCUCCCACAGCCAGAGGAGGGGUUUCCUGCAGGGACAGCAGCUGCUGACCUCAUCCCUGUGACCUCGUCCAGCCUCUGGCUUCAGCAGUCCUAUUUCCUUCCCUCUGGGU
This is a messenger RNA of Rhinopithecus roxellana (golden snub-nosed monkey), 1358 nucleotides long. RefSeq lists its product as uncharacterized. The transcript is spliced from 3 exons. The record is from RefSeq and is a predicted model, not a curated record. Lineage: Eukaryota; Metazoa; Chordata; Mammalia; Primates; Cercopithecidae. The coding region runs from base 1 to 624 and encodes 207 amino acids.